Entelurus aequoreus (snake pipefish) is the source of this 3209-nucleotide messenger RNA. RefSeq names its product ankyrin repeat and SOCS box containing 14b (gene asb14b). NCBI's taxonomy places the organism in Eukaryota, Metazoa, Chordata, Actinopteri, Syngnathiformes, Syngnathidae. The transcript is spliced from 12 exons. Gene Ontology annotation, biological process: intracellular signal transduction. Gene Ontology annotation, molecular function: protein binding. Gene Ontology annotation, cellular component: cytoplasm. The coding region runs from base 41 to 1864 and encodes 607 amino acids. The record is from RefSeq and is a predicted model, not a curated record.
UUCGAGAAGAGAAGCACAGCUACUCUACUGAAGGACCCGGAUGGUGUGCAACAAUCCCCGGUUUGGUGUAGCUGAUUUCUCCCCAUUUAUCUGCUCAUCUUUUUGCCGCAAGAUGACCUCAGAAGAAAAAGCCAAUCAUUUAGAUUCAUCUGAUGAUGACUUGGAUGAAGACGAAGCAACCCAAUAUAUAAUAGAGCAAAGUUUAUUUGAAUAUCGAAAGCUGAAAGGAUUGAAUCCAAGUGAACUGAAAGUAAGUCAAGACCCUGAUGAGAUUUUCAAAGCAAUCAAGAAGGGUGAUGAGGAUGCACUUCAGCAACUAACAGCCCACCCAGAGAUUCUAUCUAGAGUUAAUGAACAUGGAUGGAUUCCUCUGCAUGAAGCUGCAGUGCAGGAGAGUAAACACAUACUUGAAAUCAUCUUUUCAGGUGCAUCUCCUUCAGGGACUGCCCAGUGCCGCACACUUAAGGGAGAGACACCAUUGUUUUUAGCUGUAGUUUACGGCCGCAGACAGAAUGCCACAUUUUUGUUACAGAAUGGAUGUAAUCCUAAUCUCCAGGACGAUGAGCAGGAUUCUCCUUUAGUGGCAGCUAUUCUUAAUGACCAAUAUGACCUGGCAACACUACUGCUUCGCUACAAUGCUCAAGUGGAUCAGAUAGGGCCUCUUAACAGGACGGCACUACAUGAGGCUACCUUUCUAGGCCUGGAGAAUUUUGCCUAUCUGCUUCUUGAGUCUGGUGCCAACCCGAAUGCAUGUGACACUAAAAGGAAAACUCCACUGGCUCUGGCUGCACAAAAUGGACAUCUUAGUGUGGUUGAGUUAUUGUUGCAGAAAGGUGCAAACGUGGAGUGUGAAUCAGAGUCUGGAACGGUCUUGUUUGACGCAGCAGCAUCAGGAAACCCUGACAUAAUCUCCUUGUUGCUGGAUCAUGGAGCGGAUGCUAACGUGCCUUUGCACAGUGGCCACCUGCCCAUUCACCGUGUGGCAUAUCAUGGACACAUACUGGCACUGCAGCACCUUAUCCCAGUGACCAAACCUUGCGCUAUAAAGGAGAGUGGCAUGAGUCCGCUUCACUCUGCAGCCGCUGGAGGGCACUCUCAUUGUGUGGAAUUGCUACUCAAAAAUGGCUUUGACCCAAACUUAAUGCUGCAUCCGAGAGUGCGAUGCAACUACGAUGAUGAACGCAAGUCUGCACUUUUUUUCGCCGUGUCCAACAAUGAUCUUCAAUCCACCCGUUUGCUUUUGGAGGCCGGGGCUAUGGUGAACCAGGACCCUAUCAGUUGUUUGCAGGUGGCUCUUAGACAUAGCAAUUAUGAGCUCAUCAAUACCUUGCUGAGAUUUGGGGCAAAUGUGAAUUACUACUCCAGAGUCAACACCACCCAUUUUCCCUCAGCACUGCAGUAUGCAAUAAACGAUGAGGUCAUGUUGAGAAUGAUUCUGAAUUAUGGCUACGAUGUGAAGCGUUGCUUUGACUGUCCCUAUGGUGACAGUUGCCACAACUUUGCUCCCUGGACAACACCAGUCAUCAAAGAUAUGGUGUUCUGUGAGGUGAUAACUGUGUCCUGGCUUAGGGACUUAUCUGCUCAGGUGGUGCGGAUCAUGCUCGACUACACCGAUCAUGUCUGCCUUUGUGCCAAGCUCGGAGAGGCUUUACAGAAGCAGACACAAUGGCUAGAGAUUUGCCACAUUCAAAGAAAUGCACGAAACUUAAAGCACCUGUGCCGGCUGCAGCUUCGGGAGCAUCUUCAUUGCCUAGGCUUGAGAGCUUCAAUUUUUAUCAACUUCCUCCCGCUUCCAACCACCCUGAAAGAUUACCUAUGUUACAAGGAGUUUGAUGUGUACAACAGGGGCAGCGUAGCUAUUUGAUAACAUACUAUACACGGUAUCAAAUCAUUUUGUAUUUCAGUUACAUUAUACUAUUGUAUUAAGCUGCAUGUAUUCAAAUUUCCAGUGAAAUUUGUAGAAAAACUAACUUGCAUUAAAAAACAUGGUCACAUACUCAAAACCUUGCAUAUCAUUGUGGCCCCUCCAGUAAAAAGGGAUCCGUCCACUCCUUUGCUUUGUUGACCGUGUUCUGGAACAGAUCUCAGAGGAAUUAGGACAACAAUUAAACUACACACUUGACCAAUUAAGUUUACGCGUUGCUCUGUGAAUGGGCAUUGACUGAUCGGGCCAACUGCAUGUAAAGACAUUAUCCUUGGACAUAAUUUUUUGCAUGAGUGGAUUCUGCGUUUAUAACCAAAAUAAGUUUGAACAAAACUACAAAACUAUAAUCCCUCUGUUUUUUUUUAAAUUCAUGUAAGAAAUCAAUUACGUACCACAUUGGACCGGUCCAAGGUUUCUUGUUGUAUCCGACUGGGUUGAGUUUUUUCUUGCCCUGAUGUGGGAUCGGAGCCGAGGAUGUCGUUGUGGCUUGUGCAGCCAUUUGAGACACUUGUGAUUAAGGGCUAUAUAAAUAAACUUUGAUUGAUUGAUUGAUUGUUUAAUUAUACAGGUAGGCAUUUAGUAGUUAAGCCAUUCAUAUUCUUUUUCUGUAAAGUUCAGCUCGGGCCUAUCCCAGCUGACUUUGGGCAAGAAUAGGGGUAUACCCUGGACUGGUCACAAGUCAAUAGCAAGGCAUAUCUGAUCUGCAGAGUUCAGGCACAAAAAACGAUAAAUGCCAAAUUCCAGUUUUGUAAUAAAUGUGCAUUUUUAAAUUUAGACUAUUAUUUUGAUUGUUAGAAACAAAUCAAUGACAACCCGCAUCAGCGGGAUGGCUGUUUUAUGAAAAGUUUCACAAAAAAACAUUUACUCAAAACAAGAAAAAUUGAGAUGUCUGUUUUUGUGUCUGAACUCAAGGAGUCAAACUGAUGUAAAUGAAAACGCAACCAACAAAUAUAUUUUUUGAGUUGCUAUAUAGGGCGGCGUGGCGAAGUUGGUAGAGUGGCUGUGCCAGCAAUCGAAGCUUUGCUGGUUACUGGGGUUCAAUCCUCACCUUCUACCAUCCUAGUCACGUCCGUUGUGUCCUUGGGCAAGACACUUCACCCUUGCUCCUGAUGGCUGCUGGUUAGCGCUUUGCAUGGCAGCUCCCGCCAUCAGUGUGUGAAUGUGUGUGUGAAUGGGUGAAUGUGGAAAUACUGUCAAAGCGCUUUGAGUACCUUGAAGGUAGAAAAGCGCUAUACAAGUAUAACCCAUUUAGCAUUUAUUUAUCUAUAUGGUUUUUCGAACCUUU